UUGAGAGAAAUAUAAUUAUGGGAUGUAGACAAUCGUCGACAGAGGGCGAUGAAACCACGAAAGCAGGCUCGCUAACAAACGUCAAUGAAAUCAUGGCGGAUGCGCUCCCCGACCCUGCGCCGCCCGCACCCACUGAUCCACGACUUCCGCUUGAUGCAAGACAGGUGUUCAAACUUAAAAAAUCAUGGAAAGGAAUUAAGAGAUGCAUGGCAGAUACAGGGGUUGAAAUGUUUAUCAGGAUGUUCAGGGCAAACGCAGAUAUAAGAAACAUGUUCGUACGUUUUCAACACUUAAAGACAGAGGAUGAAAUCCGUGUUAGUGAAUUAGUAGAGAAACAUGCUAUAUCUGUGAUGGGGACUCUGGAUGAACUAAUAUCCAACAUUGAUAAUGUGGACUAUGUGUUAGAUGUACUCAAAGCCACAGGUCAAAGUCACAUGAAAUUUCCCGGAUUUCAAACAGAGCUGAUAUGGGAAAUGGAGAAACCCUUCUUAGAAGCUGUUAAAAUCACACUAGGAGAUCGAUAUAGUGACAAUAUGGACACGAUAUACAGAAUAACAAUAAAGUUCAUCUUAGACAGUUUAAUUAGAUUAAGUACUGCUCCUGUUAGCAAUUCGGUCUCAUGAGAGCGUCGUUAGGUAUGUAUGGAGAUCAUAUGGCCAAUCAAGGAAGUGAUGUCUUGCGCUGGCAUUAGAUAUGGGGCUGUUCUUAUGAGUAUGCGAGACAAUUUCUUUAAUCCUUUCUACGUUAAGAGUAGGAAAGUGUCGUUCGUGCGAUCUAGCUGCUGAAUAUGUGGAGAUGUCUGUCUUGUGUAAUUAAUGUUUGAGUAUACGCCUUACAGUUUAAGAAUGUAUUAUAAACACAGGUGACAUUAAUAUUGUCGUGUUUUUUUUCAUUUCACAAAUCAAACUAAUAUGUUUAUCUGUAAAUUUAUCAAAUAUUUCUAAUAAUAAAA
Saccostrea echinata is the source of this 952-nucleotide messenger RNA. RefSeq lists its product as uncharacterized. The transcript has 3 exons. NCBI's taxonomy places the organism in Eukaryota, Metazoa, Mollusca, Bivalvia, Ostreida, Ostreidae. Bases 18 to 623 code for a protein of 201 amino acids. The record is from RefSeq and is a predicted model, not a curated record. Gene Ontology annotation, molecular function: oxygen binding; heme binding.